CAAGCCCCCCAGGUUUUUAAGAAUGACUUUCCCGGCCGUGGGAACUGGCGCUUGCUUCAUUCAUUGCCAAGGGCUUCCUCGAUGGCGGGGCUGCGCUGGCUCUCUCUAGUCUGGCUACUCCUCCUGGUUCUCCUCCCGCGGGGCCUCCGAGGCGCCUGGAUCCCCGGCCAGCCCUUCUGCCCCUUGCUUGCCCUGGACGCCCGGGGCCGAUCCCGCUGGCUGAGCUUCGUGGGCCGCCGUCCCGAGGGCCCCGUCUUGGUCCAGAGCGCCUGGGACCCCGAGGGAGGCUUGCUGGCUUGCGCUUGGAGGAGCGAGCCGUCCCUGAUCCGCUGGUACGAAGCCUUUUGCGGGGCUGCCGGCCUGGAAGAGACCCAGAUCGGGCUUCGGCGGGCCCUCUGGGGGACGGAGCUGCGGCGGAGGAUGGCUCUCUUGGAGGCAGAAGGGGACUCCUGCCUGGGAAGGGGCUCCAAGGGGGAUCGGGGCCUUCCUCCAGCAGCGGAGGGGCUCCGGAGGCGCCGUCGUCGGGGCUGGACCAUGCCAGGCACCCUCUGGUGCGGAGCUGGAGACUCGGCGGCGGGCGACUUCUCCCAGCUGGGGGUUUUCCAGGGUCCAGACGUUUGCUGUCGUGAGCAUGACCAAUGUGAAGCUCAGAUCUCUGCCCUGGGGUACAAGUAUGGGAUGCGGAACUAUCGUUUCCAUACCAUCUCUCACUGUGAUUGCGAUUUACGGUUCCGGCAAUGUCUGAUGACUCUCAACGACACCAUCUCCAACUUCAUUGGGCUCAGCUUCUUCAACUUGCUGGAGGUCCCCUGUUUUGUGCUGGAGGAGAGCGAGGAGUGUGUGGAGUGGCACUGGUGGGGCGGGUGUAAGACGUAUGGCCCAAUGCCCUUGGCUCGCUUGGUGGAGCAGAGCCACUACCAUCCCGUUGUAGCCCCGACUGAGCAGUCCAGCCUUGUCACCCUGCCACCUGGACCCGGAAGACAUAGGGGAAAAGGCCGGAAGCACAACCGGAAGAACCGCCGGAAUCGGAAACGCCUGAACCAAAAGGCCAGGGAGCGGAAGAGGCUACACCUGGAACACCCAGAAGCCCAGGUUCCUGGCACUGCUCUGAUCCCUGUCCAAUCUGAACCAGAUUGGAUCAGCUUCUCUCCAGCGGCCACAACCUCAGGACUGGUGCCUGUAAAUGGUGGGACAGUAGGGCUGCCCACCCUUGGGGCGCCAUUAGAACCAGGCCUGUUGAAGACAACAGCCGGCGAUCAGCAGAGGAAGCACCCCAAAAGCCAGGCAACCCAGACAGAAGUAACAGGGCCUCCCAGUGAGGCUGGGCAGAAGGAGGAGGCCUCCUUGGAGGUUGGGAGACAUAGCAUGACCAUUCUUUCUGGAAGCCAAGCCUCAGUGCAGAAUUGUAGCUGCUACCGGCGCCUGGAUCAGUGCCCUUACAGGAUUGGGCCACAUGAGGUCAAAUACCAACUGCACAACUUGGAUUCCCGCACCCUCUUUCACUGCAACUGUACCCGUCGGCUCGCGCGGUUCCUGCGGAAGAGAAAGGGUCUCAACGAAGUUGAAGGCCAAGUGCUGUCUGACUAUGUGUCCACCUCCUGUUUUGUCCUGCAGCCUCCUUUGGGAUGUCGGGAUGGACAAGAAGAGCAGCCCAAUUGCAUUGAUGUUGGCAGAGCAAUCCUGGUCCCUGCCCGACACCUCACCAACCAGCUGGCACACAAACAUUGGGGCACCUCCCUCAAGGUGAAACGCCAGGAACGGAAACCUCCAGACAGGUCCCUCCGCCUGUUCAAUAAAUGUAGGCAGUUGGCACGAGCUGCCCGCCAUGCUGUGCCCAGCCAAACCUAAGGGGCAGUCUUUGUCUCUCUCUGCCAGGAUGCAGAAGUGCAAAUCCAAGCACCCUCAUGGACUGAGCAUUCAAUAGCCCCAUGGCACAGGGCCUGGUGUCAUUUGAAGGCCACUACUUUGCUGCUGUUGAACUCUUUUGCCUGUGGCAUUGUCGGGAAUAGCAAGACUUACUUGCUGUUUGACUGAUGUGGGGGAUUCCAAAGCAGAAGGCACGAAUCCUACACCUGGGAUUGGAAGCUGGCCUGGCCUUACAGAGCGAGGCAACUUGAAAUCAGGACAGCCACCUGUCCUCAGAAAAUCCAUAAACUCCUCAUCCUCCGUGAUAGCCAUGGGCAUAUGCCAAUUGCCUAUGGAUGGUUCUGAAUGAGGCAGGUGGGAGGAUGCAGAAGGAGAGCCAUGACGCUGGGGGUGUCUUACUGUCUCCAUUCUCAAGGGAAGCCUUCAGCUUCUCAUGCACCAAGGAUUUCCCUCCAAGGGUGUAUUUCAAGGGCUCCUGUCCUGCACCACUGCACAUGUUGUUGGACUACAAAACUGCUGCAGUCCAAUAACAUCUGGAGGGCCACACAUCCUGGUUUACUUCAUGGGAUGUCCAGAUGUUACUGGCUUGCAACACCCAUCAGCCCUUACCAAUGGUGAAGAAUGGUAGGUGUUGAAGUCCAAUUUCCAAAAGCUCCUUGAUUGCAAGUCUCCCUGGCCCUCUUGGGGGGCUGCUUUGCACCCCCCGGGUAUGAAGAGUAGGGCAGGCACUCUGCAAUUUGCCAAUACAGUGGUACCCCGGGAUACGAAUGCGCCGCCUUACGAAAUUUCCGGGUUACGAAAAAAAUCUAUUUAAAAAAACUGUUCCGGGUUACGAAUGUUUUUUCGGGUUACGAAAAA
Molecule: messenger RNA, 2724 nt
Organism: Sceloporus undulatus (fence lizard)
Lineage: Eukaryota; Metazoa; Chordata; Lepidosauria; Squamata; Phrynosomatidae
Gene: PLA2G3
Product: phospholipase A2 group III
Exons: 7
Coding region: 82-1848 (588 amino acids)
Biological process (GO): phospholipid metabolic process; arachidonate secretion
Molecular function (GO): A2-type glycerophospholipase activity
Source: RefSeq, a predicted model, not a curated record